This is a messenger RNA of Acipenser ruthenus (sterlet), 4153 nucleotides long. RefSeq names its product deoxynucleoside triphosphate triphosphohydrolase SAMHD1-like. Gene Ontology annotation, biological process: defense response to virus; regulation of innate immune response; dGTP catabolic process. The coding region runs from base 345 to 2270 and encodes 641 amino acids. The transcript has 16 exons. Gene Ontology annotation, cellular component: nucleus. Gene Ontology annotation, molecular function: dGTPase activity; protein binding. The record is from RefSeq and is a predicted model, not a curated record. Lineage: Eukaryota; Metazoa; Chordata; Actinopteri; Acipenseriformes; Acipenseridae.
AUAAUAUGCACUACUUACGUUACAUUGGAUUCUCCAUCUGAAUUUACAGAAAUGACAAAGUACAAGAUACUGUAGUUUAGAUACAGUAAUAUACUAUUAUGCUACCACGGGUAGGGGUCGCUAAUGGUGCUUGGAGUCAGUGCAGCUGACCGAAAAGAGCAGGCGGAGUUUAUUUGUUGCAUUACGGAAGAGGUUGGCAUUUGGUUAUCAAAUUCAUUUCGAGGCCCAUGUAAAGCGGUUUGCUUAAAAAUAGAAAGCUCCAGCAAGCGAUUGCUUUCUUUACAGCACAACGGCCUUGCUUUCAAUUUUAAAUUUACGACCAGAUUAAAAACAAACAAAAAAAAAUGAGUCAGAUAGAAAGCCGAAAGCGCUUCAGAAUCGAAAACUCGGAUGCGGGAGAUGGUUUCAAAACCCCGGAGAAAAAGAUUUCCAACGUGAUAGGGGCGAGCGGCGACUACCAUGACUGGGGAGUCGAUGAAGUCUGCGGCUAUCUGCGGCUCAUGGGAUACGGGGAGUGGCAGCAGCGAUUCAGAGAUGAACAGAUUACAGGAGUGACACUGCCCUACCUUACAGAGGCUCACCUGGAGAAAAUGGGAAUUUGCUUGCUUGGGGUCCAGUUGGAACUGCUUCACUGCUUCAGGAAGCUGUGGUUUUGCUCGCCCGUUGAAAAAAUAAAGAUAUUCAAUGAUCCCAUCCACGGGCACAUUGAGCUGCACCCCCUGCUGGUUCGUAUAAUAGACACCCCUCAGUUCCAGCGACUCCACUACAUCAAGCAGCUUGGGGGAGCCUUCUUCGUGUUUCCUGGGGCUUCCCAUAACCGGUUUGAGCACUCCAUUGGGGUGGGUUACCUGGCAGGGAGGCUGGUCCAGGUGUUACAUGAGCGUCAGCCUGAGCUGCAGAUCAGCCAGAGGGACAUGCUUUGUGUGCAGAUCGCAGGACUGUGCCACGAUCUGGGUCAUGGUCCUUUUUCGCACAUGUUUGAUGGAAAAUUCAUCCCAAAAGCUUGUCCAACGCUUGACUGGAAGCAUGAGACCGCAUCACUGCAGAUGUUUGAUCACCUCAUCUCUGUCAAUGGGCUGGAGUCUGUGAUGGUGGAGCAUGGCCUGGAGCUUCCAGAGGACCUUCACUUCAUCAAAGAGCAGAUUGCAGGACCUACCUGCAUCCCGGAGGGAGACGGCCAGGAGACGGCUUUGUGGCCAUAUAAAGGACGGACAGAAGCCAAAGGUUUCCUGUACGAGAUUGUGGCUAACAAGAGAAAUGGUAUAGAUGUGGACAAAUGGGAUUACUUUGCAAGGGACUGUCACCACCUUGGAAUCCAAAACAACUUUGACUACAAACGCUUCCUCAAGUUCGCUCGUGUUUGUGAAGUCGGGACAAAGAAACACAUUUGCACGAGAGAGAAGGAAGCUGGGAAUCUCUACGAUAUGUUUCACACGCGGAACUGCCUCCACCGUAGAGCCUACCAGCACAAGGUUGGGAAUAUCAUUGAAACAAUGAUUACUGAAGCGUUCCUGAAGGCAGAUCCCUACAUUGAGAUUGAAGGAUCACAGGGAAAGAAGUAUGCAAUCUCCACAGCUAUUCAAGAUAUGGAGGCGUACACCAAGCUUACAGAUCACAUCUUCCAGCAGAUCUUGUAUUCCAGCACCUCAGAGCUGGCAGAGGCCCGUGAAAUUCUCAAUAACGUUAUUUGCCGUAAACUCUACAAAUGUGUUGGACAAACGCAGCCCAAAUCCAAAACAAAGAUUUCAAAUGAUCAACUUGACAUUUUGGCCAGUGAGGUCGCUCAAGCUUACCCACAGAACUCUACAGAUGUGAAGCUGCAAGCAGAGGAUUUCAUUGUCACUAUCAUUUCCAUGGACUACGGAAUGAAGGAGAAGAACCCCAUAAAUAACGUGCGCUUCUACUGCAAGAACGACCCCCAAAAGGCCAUUCGGAUCCGCAGAAAUCAGGUGUCUCAGCUGCUGCCAGAGAGGUUUGCAGAGCAGCUGAUCCGGGUGUACUGCAAGAAAAUUGACGAGCAGAGUAUUGAGGCUGCCAAGAAAUACUUUGUACAGUGGUGUAUAAACCGGGACUUCACCAAGCCACAGGAUGGGGAUAUUUGCGCUCCAGAGCUGACGCCGCUGAAAGCCAGCUGGAUUGAUGAGGAAGACUCGGAGGAUGACUGCCCAGGUCCUACCAAUGGGACACUAGCCACUCUCAAACCAAGAACCAGGCUCUUCCAAAAGGAAGGCCCUAGUGUUAAUGGGGGAAGUAGCAACCUUAAACAAUAGAGGUUGAUGAACCUGGAACUGGGCAAAAGGCUUUUUUUUGGGGGGGGGGACAAGAUGUUAGCAAUCAUAGUAAGUGAUUGUCACAAUGUGAAUGCUGGCAGGCAUUCACAGUGAUUGCCAAAGAGUGAGGCAAAGCUGUUUUUAUUGCACUGUAUUUGAGUCAGCCUUGUCCGGACUGUAUGAAUGCUUGCUUUUUUUAGAAUGUCAUAGUUUCAGUUUAACUACAACAUGUGUGUAGAACUUUUUUUUUUAUUUUCUAGCAAAACUAACGUUGGCCAUAUUCGUUUCGAUUGUAAAAUCCCUACUAGAUUUAUUUAUUUUCUAACCAGAAGUUUUUCAGUUUCCAAAAUAGGCGGAAAUCGACAAACCGCUGUGUGCAUCAGCAGACUUGACGUGGGUGGUAAUGAAACUUGUCAUUUUAACUUUUCAAUAAUGGUAAAACCCAGUCCUGGGUUUGAACUUAACCUUAUCCAAAUAUCAUUCAUUUCAAGGAAGUCUGUUAUGGCUUGGCAUAUUAAUAUUCCCUACAAUGUAGACUUUUCCAGCAGCUGCUAUGGGAUUGUGAGCUGUUGGUGCAGAGCUUCAAAGCUGUCAAACGUUUCUCUAAAAUGUGCUAUUUUCUUAAUCUAUACAACAGUAGUUGAAUUCGGAGGACAUAGAUCUUCUUACACACAGAAAUACGAUCCAUGUUGAAUGUAGGCCUAUUUUGUGUUUUUAUUUUGACAAUGCCGUUCAGCAUAAUGUCUGUUUUUAUUUUAAUGAAUGUCUUUCAGUUGUAGUGAUUGUUAUUGCUGUUUAGGGGUCCUCGAGUGGCACACCUGGUAAAAGCAUGGCCAUGCUUUGUGCAGGGUGAGCCAUACAGUCAGGGGAGCGCAGGUUCGCGUCCUGGCUAUGUGAAGUCGCCGGUCUUCGCUGGGGAUUCCAUUGUAUUGGCGAGUUAGGGAGGUAAAACCGGCAGUGACUGUUUCUCCUCUUUGCGCUACAGUGAACCCUACCGGCCAGACAUUUAGUGAACUCAGGCAGACACCUGCAGGGAUGGCUUCUGUAGCUCGCUUACGUCGGCUCUUGAGUUCCUGGGUGUGAAAGAGGAAACUGGUUUGGUCGUGGGAUCGGAGAACUCCCACUGACACUGCAGUUCUCUUGAGCUGUGUGGGGAAUUCCUGCAGUGAGGAAGAAAUAAGGGGACAUUUGUAAAUUCUGGAGAAAAUCAGGGCUUAAAUAAUAGUAUAAGUUGGUGGAGACAUUUAAUUUUAUGUUAUUAAGCAAUGUAAGCAAUGUGGGUGUUUAAAGUGGGUUAAUAACAUGUGUAGUGAUUGAAUUGUUACGAUUUGGCAAACUAUCUUUUUUAAUAAAGUAUGUUGCCUGGCAGUAGCAGUCUUGAGUACAAUAGAAGACGGCUACAUCGUCAAACAUUUUGAGAAAGUGGAAAAUCCAAUCAAGCUCAGGUGCAAGGAGCUGGGUGCUCUUGAAAGUUUGCAUUCGUCAAUGUAGCAAAACCACAACAGUACCCAACACAGCGCUCUGUGUGGGAGAGGAUGAGCUGUUGAAGGAAGCUGUCCUGGUGCCUGCUAGCACUCUGUGUACAUGUUGCCAGUGCGAUUGCCAUUGACAUCCACUCAUGAGCACGAUACACACAAGCACCAUAGAGGAAGCAGUUGGGUAUUGUAAAAUAAAUGAUUGAUUGUGUUGGCGUAUUUAUUUUCCAAGCUGUUAGAAUGUUCUUUUUUAUAGGUUGUUUCAGGCUGUUGGGUUUUAUUUCAGUUCAUUUAAGUGGCCCAAGCCGGAUAUAUGUACUACUAUUCGAUAUGUAUGUAUGUAUAACAUGCAAUAUAUAUACGUAUAUAUGAUUGUUACAAAUAAUAAUAAAAAAGUAUUUCAAUUGC